Messenger RNA from Drosophila kikkawai, 811 nucleotides. Its product is annotated as gametocyte-specific factor 1 homolog. The record is from RefSeq and is a predicted model, not a curated record. Lineage: Eukaryota; Metazoa; Arthropoda; Insecta; Diptera; Drosophilidae.
CUAAUGUCAGAAGCGAUACGGAAGGUGAGGAAUUCAGUUCUAAUUUGUAGGGCGAAAUAUUUGUAAAACAUUUUUAUUCUUUGUUUAUUGAAAUUUCUUCAAUUUCAAAUUCGAAAAAAGAUAAAAUAGAGUUUGGUCUUUUCACAUAUCAGAACGGAAAGAGCAGCGGAGAAUUUAUUGAUAAUGGAUUCAAAAAUUGUUCCGGAAACAAAACUGGUGGAAUGCCCAUUCGAUAAGUCCCAUCGCCUGCUUCCGAGCCGUCUGGCAGUGCAUCUGAUCCGCUGUUCGCGCAAUUAUCCUUCUAGUAAACAAGUGUCAUGCACCCUUAAUACGACCCAUAUCCAUACCGUGGCCGAGAUGACGACGCACAUCGAGACCUGUCCCGAUCGCUCGAAGCUGCACCACUUUAUGAAUCCUGUCAAGUUGCCGCCAGCGGAGUCGCAACCUGCCAAUUUCUGUGUGGACUCUGCUGAGGACUGGGAUGCUGAGCCGCCGGCACCGACAUACGAUCCGCAGGACUAUUGUGAAAGGAAUUUUAUAAUCCGCAAUCCCCAAGGAAAUCCGCCGGCGGCUCGCCGCGAGUUUCGUGAACGUGAGCGCCGUCGUUUCAACGAAAACAACCCAUUUUAGAAUUUACAAUUCUUUAAAAUAUCCAUCAAACAUGACAUACUAAUAACAUCAAACCAGAGCUAGGAAUCGGAAUGAUGCAUGUCGUAAUGUAAUAUAUUGUAAUAGAACACUCACAUCAUUUACACUUUCUGAAGUACAAAAAUCAUUGAUUGAAAAACAAUUAAACGGACUACAAUUUUAA